AUGAAAAUACGAAGGAAAUCUCUUGGUGUGCUAUUGAAACAUGUCGCGCGGUUCAAAGAACUUCACGUCGUAGCGGAUCUUUGGGAAGAUUCUUCCACACCGAUCUACAACCUCUUCGUGGAACCGGCACCGACUCUAGUUAGCUUGACCCUUCGUACAGACGGGAAAGACGUGACUAACGGGUCCCUACCUCCAAUUUUUGCUGGGGAGAUGCCCUCACUCAAAGAAUUAACCUUGGAGCAUUUCACUGUCUGGCCCACAACCUAUUUUCACAACCUUACCUCCCUUUCCCUGUCGGAUCAAGCCUUCAAUCGUCCCACCACACUCUCGUUUCUCGACUUUCUACAAAACUCACCUGUGCUUGAGAUGCUGGCUCUG
This is a messenger RNA of Lentinula edodes (shiitake mushroom), 378 nucleotides long. RefSeq lists its product as uncharacterized. NCBI's taxonomy places the organism in Eukaryota, Fungi, Basidiomycota, Agaricomycetes, Agaricales, Omphalotaceae. The annotation marks the transcript as partial. The record is from RefSeq and is a predicted model, not a curated record. The transcript has a single exon.